Desarmillaria tabescens is the source of this 1948-nucleotide messenger RNA. Its product is annotated as amidase signature domain-containing protein. The record is from RefSeq and is a predicted model, not a curated record. Gene Ontology annotation, biological process: fatty acid catabolic process. Bases 153 to 1796 code for a protein of 547 amino acids. NCBI's taxonomy places the organism in Eukaryota, Fungi, Basidiomycota, Agaricomycetes, Agaricales, Physalacriaceae. The transcript has 14 exons. Gene Ontology annotation, molecular function: amidase activity; fatty acid amide hydrolase activity.
UCUUCGUUCCUUGCUACCACCAUGUUCCUUACCGCUGAGACCAGGCGCUACAUAAUUUCGGUGGAGGCGCGGCCGGUAUUCACAUGUUAGUUUGAAUGCCGACGGAUGAAAUGCCGGGGUCCACGACAGCCGCUCUGCAGUGAACGUCCAGCAUGGGGUCCAGUUUCUCCUCCAACAAGGCCGUCGUCUACGGCAAACGUCUCGAGCGUGCUCGUCUUUUGGAGGAGGUGGCGAGCACCUCCGACAAGAACAGUGACCGUGAGAAGUACUUGCAGGCAACCGCCUGCGAGAUUGUAUCUCGUAUUGAGAGCGGCGAAUGGACGGCUACGGAGGUCCUUGAGGCGUACAUCGCGCGUGCAGUUGAGGCUCAGGCGGCUACGAAUUGCUUGACGGAAGUCAUGUUCAAGGACGCACGCGCGCAGGCCAAAGACCUCGACGCUGAGUUUGCAGCUACCAAGAAGCUCCUCUCACAGAGAGUAGACAGAGUCAAGGGUUACGACACAACGAUUGGCUUCACUCAAUGGGCCAACGAUCCCGCCGAAGAGAACGCGGCACUCGUAGCCCAGAUCAUCGCUGCAGGAGGUAUUCCGAUGGUCAAAACGAACGUUCCUCAGACUAUGCUUUCAUUUGAAUGUAAUAACCCCCUGUGGGGACGCACUACCAACCCGUACAACCCCGGUUACACUUGUGGUGGUAGUUCUGGAGGCUCUGAUAUUGCCGGCAGUCUACGUAUCCCAGCUGCGUAUUGCGGUAUCUACUCCCUCAUGCCAUCCUUCCCCAGGGUCUCUACAUUCGGAUGUCGAGGACCCGAUCCCGGUUUCGAAGGACUGAUAGCAAUCAAUGGGCCAAUGGCUAGGUCAGUUGAAGAUUUGAAGCUCUUCUGCCGCACCCUGUUCGGUGUUCCAGAUGCCAUUUCCCUUGUCCCCCCUAUGCCCUAUCGGGAGCACAAUUUGCCCGAGAAGCUCAAGUUUGGUUACUAUACAUCAGACGGAUUCGUUAAAGCGUCUCCGGCUAAUAAACGCGCAGUUCUGGAAACUGUCGCCGCGUUGCGCAAGCAAGGCCACGAAUGUAUUGAAUUCGAGCCUCCUAAUGUGCACGAAGCACUAGUGGCCUUUGUAGCGCUCAGUUCUUCAGACUCGUACAGAAACAUGCUAAGUAAUCUUGGUCCUGAUGCUCUGGACGAUACACUUAAAUUAGUCGUCUAUGGCUCAAGAAUUCCAUAUCCGCUGAAAGCCUUGGCGGCUUUUAUUGUUUCCAAAAUCCUGCAGGAUUGGAGGGCUGCAGAUGUCCUUCAUGCUGCAGGCUCGAAGUCGUACUCUCAAUACAGCAAGUGGACUGAAAAGAGGCAGGCUUACAACCGGAUGUUCUAUAUGAACGUCUGGAAUAAGUAUGACUUCGAUGGUAUCAUAGCUCCGGUUCAAGCUCUUCCGCAAUUGAUCGAGGGUGGUGCAACAGAGUUUUCUCCUCUUGUCAUGGGUACAGUGCUUUACAACGUUGUCCAGAGCAGCGCCGGGUGCAUUCCUGUAACACGAGUUGAUCCCGAGAAGGAUAAGUUGACGGAAGAGUGGACGAAACGUUCACCCGACAAAGUGAGCAUUCUGGAGGAUCAGCUUUAUAGAGAAAAGAAGCCGUUUUAUGAUCCGGUACCUAUGAAGGGCUUGCCAGUGGGUAUACAGGUGGUGGCAAAGAAGUGGGAGGAGGAGAAGGUGUUGGCAAUGAUGAGUGUCAUCGACGCAGCUUUAGGGGAGGAUAGGGGAUUUGGGCCGGGCGCUUGUAGGCUCCCGCAAAAAUUAUAAAGAAGGUAAUGUUUAUUUUCUUUCACGAUUCUUAGACAAUGGGUGUAUGUAUAGUAAUUAUGGGGUCCUCAUUUCUCGAGAAAUUGAAAAAUUCGAACGAAGACAGGUUUUGUCGGAGAUUCCCGAGCCUGCCCUCAAGCCUAUCCAAGUAC